Oncorhynchus mykiss (rainbow trout) is the source of this 4429-nucleotide messenger RNA. Lineage: Eukaryota; Metazoa; Chordata; Actinopteri; Salmoniformes; Salmonidae. The record is from RefSeq and is a predicted model, not a curated record.
AAAAACGUCGAUACUGUGUUGGAAGACGAGCAGCUGCUGAACCCAGCUAUCAAAAGCCUAUUCUCCGUAGUGUAAAUGUAACCGACUGAGUAGGCAUAGUUAUAUAGCUCCUGUCACCCAAUGGCAGGCCUUCAAUGUGUUAAGAUGGAUACAAUAUACAACCUUCUCCAGCAGCACAGACUGGACACCUACCACCACAAAUUCCUCACUUUGGGUGUCCAAGACGAGAGAGAUUUCACCGAUAGCGUAACUGGUGAAGAUUUAGACAAAAUGGGUUUCAGUCAAGUAGAGAAGAAUCGCUUUGAAAAAAUGAAAGAUUUCAUCCAAAGACUCAGAGCGCCACAGCAAGCGAUGCCUGUACAAAAACCAAUGGAGUCUUUCCAACUGUGGUACACAUACCCCCACUGUCCUGAGCUAAAAGAGAUCAGAGACAUGGAUCCUGCUACCAACACCGUUGAAGACCUGAUGCUAAGGAUCUGCCACCAAGAGGGCAUUGAGAACUCUAAAGCUGUGUGCCUCUACACAGUUGAUGGAAUGCCUCUAACUGAUGAUCCUUUCUUCAACACAUGGUCUUUGAAAGACAGGCACAUUGAAAAUGGAAGUGAGCUCUAUGCCAUGUUUACACCCAAGGAGAACUUGAGACCAGCCCUGCUAGUGACACUGCAAGAAAUAACUGACAUGACAGGAGAGGAUAAUGUUCGAUGCCACAUCAUGCUCAAGGGAGACUUUGAGGUCAAGGUGGACUUGGCAAGUGACACAUUACGAGAUCUGAGACAGAAGCUCUCUGAUGAAAGUGGAAUCCCAGCACAUGUCCUCCAUUAUAAAUGUGAACGCGGUGGAGUUGGACAGACUUUGCUAGAUUGUGGAAUCAAUGAGGAGUCAACUGUGUUCUUUUCUCUGUCCUCCUUCCCUGAUGAGCGUCCAGACACUAUGGAAUUCUACUUCAAUGAUGUCGUACCCUCAGUGCAACAAUCCCAGAAAGGACUCAGUGCUUUCUUUUCUUCACUUUAUGCCAUUAGCAAUAGAGAACACCGUUCUGGAGAUAUAUUAAGCAUAGUGACUGCAUACAUCCGAAAGCUCAGUGGGUGCAAUCCUUUGGCCCAAAGUCUGCAUCAGCUGUUGUAUAGAAAUGAGGUUGGAACAAGGACCCAGAAGGUUGCUAUCGUUGAAGGAUUGUACAAUCUCUUCAGAGAGCUGUUGCCAAGCCUCCACAAAAGAAGAGGUGACAAAAUCAUUGAAGACUCAGAUGUUUUUGAGAAUGCACCAGUGUGCUGGGCCUACCUGUUUUCUGAAGCAAAGAAAGAGAGUUCACAACAUGAGGACUAUGUACCGAUAGUCUUGUACUCUCAACCUGGAGAACGUUUCUGCGACCCAGUUCGAAUUCCUGGGUUACCAGAUGUCUUUGAGAGAGAGUAUGUUCUGCAGAAAAUCAAAGAUGGAGAGAAAAUCCCAAACUGCUCUGUGGAGAUCCUGACAGAGACUUCAAUGUCUAGAGCCUCUGAUGUUGAAAGGAUUUUGCUCAGUCUGCCUCCGUUCAUCAAAACAUUCCCUAAGUGGGCUUCAUCUGGACUUGUGACGGGCCAAAAUUUUCAGAUUAUUCUCGAUGACACAUUUGCCAAGAUGAACGAAGAAGUGAAAGAAUACGUUAAUCUGACUGUGACUCCAGCAUUACAGUUGAAGGAUGUUGGAGUAUGUGGGCCACGUCUCGUCUUCUUGGAAGAAAAUAACCUUGGUGUUUACAUCUGUAAACAAAAAGGAUCUCCUCAGGAUAUCUACGUUUUUGAUUGUUUAGCUAUGAAAUUCAAAACGUUGAACGUGGACGAGUUGGCAAAUGUAAUGAGAGACAUCAGAAGUGACCUGACCUUCAUGACCACCAGGACUCCUAAAGAGGCCAUACUGGUGCUAGUGGAUUCAAGCUCCUCCAUGAAUGAGACAUGCUAUGAUUCCGAUGACAACAUGACACGGUUGGAUGCUGUUAAACAGCUCUUUGAUAACUUCGCAACUAGAAGCAUGGCGUACAAUUUUCAUCAUGUCAUUGGCUUGGUGAAGUUUGACUCAUCAGUUAAAACUCUCCACACAUUUACAGAGACUCUGGAGACCUUCAAGGAACACGUACACAAUCUGGAGGCCAAUGGAUGCACUGUGCUGUAUGAUGCCUUGAAACGUGGCAUGUCUCAACUGAAACAAGUUGGAGAGCAAUUUCCAGACUGCAGACUUCGCAUCAUAUGUCUCACAGAUGGGAAUGAUGAUGGAUCAAUGACCGAACCAGAUGCUGUCACAACCAAACUGAUGAGCCUGAACAUUGUUGUUGAUGCCAUCGUUGUUGGAAAGGUGGACAACAACGUGCUGCGUGGAAUCAGCAAUGCAACAGGAGGGUGUUGUUUCAAACCAGAGACGAGUAAAGCUGGUCUGAAGCUUUUUGAAAUGGAAACUGUUCUGUCUUUGGAGAUGAGGAAGCUGAAGAAGAAACUGGACCCAUCCUACAUUAGGAGCGAGAACAUUCUAGUUGCUCUCUUCGCCAACCGGGGUUAUGACGAGAAGCCAGAGGUUGCUCUGCCAAGUGGACUAAACGAUAAAGUGACUGGGACAGAGAAUGCAUUAAAAAAGAAGAUCCAGGAAUCCAAGAGCGGACGCUUUUUGGAGAAGGACAAACGCCUUCUGGAAGAGCUGAAGAGCCUGCACUGUGACCCACACCCAUUCUGCACUGUUCUGCCUUCAGAGUCAGACUUUACGUUUUGGAAGAUUCUCAUGGAAGGCCCUCCUGAUACACCUUAUGAAAAUGGAGCCUUUGAGCUGUACUGUCAGUUUGGAGCUGACUACCCCGUCAAACCUCCACUUGUGCGCUUUGUCACACCUGUGUACCACUGCAACAUAAACAGUGUGGGUCGUAUCUGCCACAACAUAUUUGACCGCAGCUACAACGCUCACAUGACCAUGAGAGAGAUCUUGGAUGCUGUAUAUGGACUGCUCAUCGUUCCUGAACCCCAAGAUCCACUGGACAGUAUUUUGGCAGAGGAAUACCUGACCAGCAGAAACAAGUAUGAAGAAGAGGCCAAGAAGAACACAGAGGAAGUUGCAGGACAAUCAAUGGAUGACAUGGAGAAGAAAUUGGUGGGUGAAGAGUUGACUGAGAAGUUUAUUCCUCCACAUCUGAUUUGUCCACUAACCAAAAAGAUGUUUGUUGAUCCAGUGAUAACCAAAUAUGGAACAAUCUAUGAGCGAAAAGCGAUUGAUAAUCAUAUAAAAACGUACAGGAUUGCGACUGAUCCAAAAACAAAAAAAUUCCUUAGAAGAACUGACUGCAAGCCACACCCAGACAUGAAGAAAAUGGCAAAGGACUAUCGCGAACAGCAGAUUCAGGAAAAUAGUGAUUAAAACACAAUAUGAUAGCCAAAUGUGUGUUCAAAUAAUGUUAAUGAUGGCGAUGGAAGUGGUACCCAUUGGGUUAUUGAAGUAUGAUAAAAAUGUAAAUGUUAUUCAUUGAUUUCUGUACUGACAUUUUCUAGAGGGCUUUUAUUUUCUGAGGGGUUGUAUCUACAUACUUUAUGUGUAGCUAAGAUGUAUAUCCGUGGUAAUUUCCUGUUACUCUGUUAUCAAUCAGUAUAAUUUUUUUAUGUACAUUUUUUUUGUCACAGUUUCCCAGGAGAUUCCCAAUAUCUUGAUAGAGUGAUGUGGGUUACUUUUAAAUGCUAUUAAGGAAAUUCAAUGUGUGAGAUUAGUCGAAGGCCCACAAUGAGGGUGGUGUUUUUUUUCAGUAGUUUACUCUAAUGAAACUUAACACAAUGAUUUAAAUAAUUAUUUGAUAUAAAUUAACACAAGAUAAUACUUUUUAAUAGUUAUUAUCCGAUUAUUGAAGUAUUUCUGAUUGUUCAGUUAUCAAAUAUUCACAAUCUGCCCUGUCAGUUGAAGUUGUAUGUCAACCUUGCCACUCAGUACCUUGACUAAGACUGACACAGUUGUUGGUUUAGUGCAGCGGCUCUCAACCUUUUUUGGUUACUGAACCCCAAUCACAUUGUGCUCUGCCAAGUGAACCCCAAUCACAUUGUGCUCUGCCAAGUGGACCCCCCCCCCCCCCCCAGAUGCUUUUUAUUUAUUUUUAGUUCUGCCACUUGGUGGCGCUGUGUGGCAACUAUAUCACUUCAUGGCCAUUUACCAGAGUUCUCUGUUAACACGUGAGACAAUCAGUUGUGGAAAAAGUACCCAAUUGACAUGCUUGAGUUAAAGUAUAGAUACCUUAAUAGAAAGUUACUCAAGUAAAAGUCACCAAUAAAAUACUAUUUGAGUAAAAGUCUAACCAUAUUUGGUUUAAAAUAUGCUAAAAUAUACUUAAGUAUCAAAAGUAAAAGUAUAAAUUAUUUCAAAUUCCAUAUAUUAAGCAAAGCAGUCGGCACCAUUUUCUAGUUUUUAAAGUGUACUGAGCUAACCCUAA